Syngnathoides biaculeatus (alligator pipefish) is the source of this 3560-nucleotide messenger RNA. It is a transcript of the gene sobpa, whose product is annotated as sine oculis binding protein homolog (Drosophila) a. The coding region runs from base 257 to 2962 and encodes 901 amino acids. Lineage: Eukaryota; Metazoa; Chordata; Actinopteri; Syngnathiformes; Syngnathidae. The record is from RefSeq and is a predicted model, not a curated record. Gene Ontology annotation, biological process: animal organ development. The transcript is spliced from 8 exons. Gene Ontology annotation, cellular component: nucleus.
CAGAGGCGACACAACACUGGUACACGGACCGCGGAGGAGACGGGAAGAAGAUGGCUGACUUAGCCCGGCACGGCAAGCCCUCGGCGGCAUCACCAGCUUCACACGAGCCCCUGAGAAGCUGCAAGACAUCCGGCGUUUGGCGUCUGUAGAGAACCGCCUCUCGUCCCCGCUCCUUUCCGCCUCAACCCCCUCAACCCCCGAAACCACCCCCCUUCCUCCUCACCGCAAAUAUUGACAGAAGUAGCAACGAGGAAACAUGGCAGAGACGGAAAAGGAGGGCAGACCUCCGGAAAAUAAAAGGAGCAGAAAACCAGCUCACCCGGUGAAAAGGGAAAUCAAUGACGAGAUGAAGAAUUUUGCAGAGAACACGAUGAACGAGCUGCUGGGGUGGUACGGCUACGACAAGGUGGAGCUGCGGGAUUCAGACAACUUGGAUUUAGGCGAAACACCGCAGCACAUUUCUGUCCUUAAAGAAAACUUGUUGCCAAAAAUUCCAUCUUCAAGACAGAGCAACGAAGUGUCUCCGGAUGGAGCCAACAGGUCCCAAUCUUUGCUAAUCUGCAGAAACGGAAUAUCAGAGCACCCCACUAUGCCGUCCUCCUCUACAACCAGCACAAAGGAACGUGGCAACCAGCCCAUCACUGGCCCAGUGAUGCCCCUGCCACUGAUCAAGCCCCCAACAGACGAAGAUGCAACCGGUGUACAGAUCAUGUGCGCCUGGUGCCAGAAGAUCGGUGUCAAACGCUACUCUCUGAGCAUGGGGAGUGAGCUAAAGAGUUUCUGCAGCGAGAAGUGCUUUGCCGCCUGCCGCAGAGCCUAUUUCAAGAGGAAUAAGCUGGGAUAUAUAAGGAAUUACACAGCGAGAGACGACGAUGGCCUCGGUGGGAAAUUACUCCAGCACAGCUUUACUCAGGACACGCCCAGGCUUGUCUUCAAGACAAACAGCGAUGUGCUUGUAUGUGACUGGUGCAAGCAUAUCCGCCACACUAAGGAGUAUCUGGACUUUGGGGCUGGUGAACGACGACUGCAAUUUUGCAGUGCCAAAUGCUUGAACCAAUAUAAAAUGGACAUUUUUUAUAAGGAGACCCAAGCAGCAUUGCCUGGAGCUCUCUGUAACCCAGGACAUGGAGUGGGAGGUGAGGGUAAAGCAGAGUGCAGUGGUGUACAACUGCUCACUCCUGAAUCCUGGGGAACACCUUUAUCAGACAUUCGCCGUAAAGCUCCCUCACCUGGAGGCCCCCCCAACUCUUCACUUCCUUGCACUUCAUCUGCCACCUCGUCCUCAGAUGCUCUAUGUUCUCCACCCUCCUCUUCCUCCUCUGCCAAGAUCCCCACACCUCGACCUCAUGAAAACUCUACACUACCACCCCUUCCCAUCCCUACUCUGCAUCCCGGAGUUGGGGUCCCUCCAGGGAGUCCUCCAAUGGUGAUGACUCCUCGAGGGCCAAUGCCUUUACCUCUCUUUAUGGAACAUCAGAUGAUGCAGCCACUCCGGCAACCAUUUCUCCGUCCAUCUGUCCAUCCGGGUGGACCCAACAGUCCCCUGUCAAACCCUAUCAUCCCUGGGAUAGGUCCCCCCCCUCCUCCCAGGAAUCUCGGUCCUGCUUCUAGCGCCAUGCACAGACCCAUGAUGUCCCCACUUGUCCAUCCCUCAACCAAUGCCAAUCCUGGUAUGAUCCCUCCCCACCCUGGACUCCACACACCAGGAUUUCACCCAUUCCCCCCAGUCAACAUGAUGCCCAAUGGACCCAUCCCUUUGCCACCAAUGAUGAAUUAUGGCAUGCCCUCCUUAGCACCAUUAGUACCGCCGCCAACCCUUCUGGUACCUUACCCUGUCAUCGUGCCCCUUCCAGUCCCAAUUCCCAUUCCAAUUCCAAUACCUUUCAACUCCAAAUCUUCUAAUAACCAACAAGAAAACCGUGACGGCACACUUUUAUCUUCACAUGUUUUAACAUCUGGGUUAACUGAGUCUGAAGGACUUUCUGGAGGAGAGAUACCCAAACAAAGAUAUCCUGAUAGUGUAGAUUGUCUCUCUCCUGGAUGCCCAGAUAUAAACAGGUCGGCAGUGAUGAAUAUGACUGUGAAGGUAGAGAAUAAUAUGAGAAACAUAUGUCCAACUGGUGACAGUGAACACCUAGAAGGAGUUAUUGAUCUUACUAUAAGCCAGAAACCAUACCAACAGCACGUCAUUCAGAGGAUUCUGCCUAAGGUUCAUGUCAAAGUAGAGGCAGAGGUUGAGUCAAGAUCUUCACCAGUCAUUAGGGUUGAAAGGGAAGUCAAUGGCUGUCAUGAUCAAGGUGAAGAGGCUGCACUACAGCAACCCCUCCCUAAUACAGAGGUGUUGGUGGCCACCAUCAUAGAAACGCUGGAAACAUCUAACACAGCUUCUAGCAAAAAAAGCUUUUCUUACAACACUAAUACUGAAACCAACACUACCCUACCACCUGCUCCCAGCACACCAAGGACCCCACCACAACCUCUUCCACAGAUCCAAACUAACCCUUCUGCCUCAUGUAAUGUCUUUCUCAAUGGCACAGGGUGGCAUUCUCUUCAUAAUCCUACUUUCAUGUCGGACAAAACAGGAGAUGAAAUCGUAUCUGAGAGAAAUACAGGUGAGGACUUAGCAAAUGGUGAGUUGGAACGAGAAUCCCUAAAAGAGAAUAGCUAUUCCUUGAGAGAAUGGGAAAAUGUGAAGCGUGGCUCGACACAAGACCAGCUAGUAGAGGCAACAGAGGGUAAGCCAGACCCUGACUCCAACUUGGAGGAGGGUGAACAUGGUUACAACCUGCCACUGUUAUCUACGGGGGCUUGUGUGGUUAUCCAGCCUGUGCCAAAGCCUGGUGCUGAAAAGACAGCCAUCCUGUCCUGUUCCAUCAGUGCACCAUUACCAGCUGCUGGAAGCACUGAGCUUGAACCCCCAAUGAAGAGGAGGUGUUUGCGAAUCCGCAAUCAAAAUAAAUGAGAUGGAUACUCCGAGGACCGCUGUGCCAUCCACACCACAACCCACACUGCAUACACACAAAUGCACGUGCACUUGUCACCAUCCGAUCUACCAGCAUCACAACUCGCCUUUGACUUUCUCAAGUCAAUGAAACAUGCGUAUCAUAGAAAAGAUGACAGCACCAUGGAACUGACGUUAUCAUCUUGAGGAAUCUGUCAGUGGGACCACCUGACAGCAAAUCUCACUGCAUGGUCCCAUGUAUAGUAACUCCACCAAUGGUCCGUGUUGAUUCAGGUGUUCUCCCCAUGUUCUAUUAUCUAUAGAGUGCACCAUGGUGCGCGAGGUUGUUUAUUUAGAAGUUUGUUAAAAUCCAUAAUUUUAUCCAACUAAACUCUGGUUUAACUGGAGUCUCACAAUACAGAAAUAAUUGCUGCAGUGUGCUACUGUAGCUUCUUCACCCACCCAGUUCUAAAAACAGAAUUGUUGCUCUCCUUUUUUAAAGACUUAUUAUGACAACCAGAAAAGUGCACUUGGCAACCCAAUACUGUUUUCUGAUUUUGAUGGGGUAGCUGCAAAUAUCAACAAUAUAAUGAGUGCACGCUGACAAAUGAGUCUAUGA